AUGUCCGUACCCGAACAACUAUCCGAUGUGAACAUGUACAAAGUAAAGGCUAACUAUAAGUUGUUUCUGAAGCCGGCAAGGCCGGAUAAAUCCGUCAUCUCUCCUCUUCGCCCGUUGAACCCUCCCGUGACCGCCGCGCCACAAACGCAAGUCAGCAGUAGCCAAGAAGGAAAUUAA
Pyricularia oryzae 70-15 is the source of this 177-nucleotide messenger RNA. RefSeq lists its product as uncharacterized. The record is from RefSeq and is a predicted model, not a curated record. The transcript has 3 exons. Bases 1 to 177 code for a protein of 58 amino acids. Lineage: Eukaryota; Fungi; Ascomycota; Sordariomycetes; Magnaporthales; Pyriculariaceae.